Molecule: messenger RNA, 1280 nt
Organism: Pisolithus orientalis
Lineage: Eukaryota; Fungi; Basidiomycota; Agaricomycetes; Boletales; Pisolithaceae
Product: isoprenoid synthase domain-containing protein
Exons: 3
Coding region: 104-1123 (339 amino acids)
Source: RefSeq, a predicted model, not a curated record
AUUAUAAAAUAGUCGUCGCGCUGAAAUUUGAAUCAUUGUGAGCCCUCUCCUUGUGUUCAUCUUCUCGAAGGAACUUUGUAGGUUCUUGACGCAUAUAAUUUUUAUGGCCACACAGUUCGUAUCGGGGUCACCCCAGACCUUCCUCUUACCCGAUUUCCUCACCACCUGCCCAUAUCCCCUACGGUUGAACCCCUACCUUGAUGACAUACUGCAUGACUCAGACAAGUGGCUUGUAGAAGUCUGCGGCUUUUCCGAGGACAGUCUGGAGAGGUCCAAGGCUGCGAAGUCUGCACUACUCAGUGCAACCUACUACCCAGACGCAGAUGCCCCCCGGUUGCGCGUAUGUGCUGACUGGCUCGCAUUGCUUUUCAACGUGGACGACUGGUUCGAUGAGUACGACUUGGGAGAUGCACGAGCAUUGUGGCAAACCUGCUUGGAUGUCUUUCGUGACCCGAACCUUCGGACCGAAAAGCGCAGUGUCCUGAUGGUUAAGUCAUUUUUCGACCGCUUCCGCCAGACUGCUGGUCCUGGUUGUACUGAGCGGUUUAUCCAUGGAUUCUAUUUGUUUUUCGCUGCGUCUGAAAGAGAGGUUGAACGCCGCUCCAAGGGCUAUAUUGCGGAUCUGGAGUCAUACAUAGCUUACAGGCGGGACACCAGUGCAUGCAAGCCCUGUUAUGCAAUGAUUGAGUACGCUGUUGGCAUAGACUUGCCUGACGAGGUCGUCUCUCACCCGGCGAUCAUGGCCAUGGGGGAAGCUGCUAACGACAUGAUAAGCUGGUCCAACGACAUCUACUCCUACAACAAGGAGCAGGCUCGAGGCGAUAUCCACAACCUUGUCAUGAUUCUCAUGUACGAACAAGGACUUGACCUUCAAGGCGCUGUGGACGCAGCCGGUGCUUAUUGGGAAGCAGCGUUGCAGCGCUUUGAGGACAACUUCACUAUCCUGCCAACAUGGGGUUCGCCCGUCGAUCAGAACGUGGCCAUCUAUGUCCAAGGCCUUCGGGACAUGGUUAUCGGCUCAUUACACUGGUCAUUUGAUGCGGAACGUUAUUUCGGCAAACAGGGCCAGCAAAUUAAGAAAGAUCGAAUCGUCAGGUUGCUUCCGAUGAAGUCUCUAUUAUAGAUGUGACGUUGGAAUGUGAGCCAGGAGCCAUGUUCUUCCCCCGACACGUUUUGUGUACGGUCAACCUUAUCGUAAAAAUCGGAUAGUUUAACGUAUGCUAUGUAAUCCAACCAAUCGCUUAUCAGACCUACCAGAGAUUUAUAGAUGAACUUCUCAG